CACCCACUCAUUUAAUCAUGUGAGCCCUUUGCUGCCCAGGCCAGCUGUUUAAAGGCCCCCCCGUAGAGAUAGUGCCGAGUCACACAGCUGAAGCUUGGAACUGGAAAGCAAGCAGUUGUCCUAACUUUGGUGGCUUCAGUCAGCAGCAUGGAGUGUGGACUGGUUGCUACUCACUUGAAUAUCCAGGCUGGAGAGUGCAUCAAAGUGAAGGGGAAGAUCUUGCCGGAAGCCAAGAGGUUUGCUGUGAAUGUGGGGAAGGACCGCAGCAACCUGGUGCUGCACUUCAACCCACGCUUCAACAGCCACGGGGAUGUGAACGUCAUUGUGUGCAACUCCAUGGAGGAUGGGAUGUGGGGGACGGAGGAGAGGGAGACGGACUUCCCCUUCCAGCAGGGUAACAAGACUGAGAUCUGCAUCUCCUUUGACACAGCAGAGCUGACCGUGAAACUGGCUGGUGACAAGGAGAUCGUGUUCCCCAAUCGGCUGGGCCUGGAGAACAUUGAGUACCUGGCUGUGGAAGGUGACUUUGCCAUCAAAGCCAUUAAGUUUAGCUAACUGCUUAGUCCUAUUCCUUCCACCUCCCUGCUCAGUGAAAUAAAUCUAAACUUGCCAUGUCGGCUCGCUCUGUGCCAUUUCCUCUGCUCUAGCCAGCUUGCCUCUUCUGCACUAAAUAGGAACGGCUAACUGCACCAGGAGCCAACACUUACCUAAUCACCAGCCUGAGACACCUAUUCCCCACUUCAAGAAAACUGAUGGUAUUCUAACAGUCCUGCUGCUGCCCUGGUGUAAAUGUUGCCUCUUAGCUGAAAGAGGCAAUUAACGCCACUCAUCUUCCCCCCUGCACACCCCCAUGAACUUCUCACUGGUAAAGGAUACUGCCCCCACCUCCUGCAGUGAUCAUCUGCUCAGCUAUUUAAAUGCAGUUGUGGCAUUAGGGCUGAAUCCCUGAGUUGGUUGGCUGUCCUAGCUUGCUGGAUUUCAGGCAGCGUACAAGUCCUACCUCUUUGAUAGCUGGGGUUGUUAGACCAGGAGGCACGACAGGUAGGUAUGGUCUGACUGCAGUCCUGGACAGAGUGGCUCAGGCUUUGAAGGACUGCCUUUCUCCU
This is a messenger RNA of Trachemys scripta elegans, 1106 nucleotides long. Its product is annotated as 16 kDa beta-galactoside-binding lectin-like. Gene Ontology annotation, molecular function: carbohydrate binding; laminin binding. The record is from RefSeq and is a predicted model, not a curated record. Bases 148 to 555 code for a protein of 135 amino acids. Lineage: Eukaryota; Metazoa; Chordata; Testudines; Emydidae. The transcript is spliced from 4 exons.